GAUACAAUAUCAGGGAUCUCCUGGUAAGGCUUCUGGCUACCAUUAGUUCUGACUACUGAGGUUUUGAUGAGAAAAAUGGCUGUGAGUUUUGAAAUGUCUUUGAGGUAAUUAUAGAUAUAUUCCCCAAAAUCAAGUAAAAGGAACUGGCCACAAUGCAGCGGAAGCUACUGGCUCCCGUGCCUCGACAGGUGAAGCUACCGGCUCCCGUGCCUCAGCAGGUGAAGCAGCCACCCAUAACGCCUCUGUAAGCGUCACGACUGGCCCAAAUACCUUAGCUGAAGCAACUGGCCACAAUGCUUCAUCAAGCGCCACGACUGUCCCAAAUGCCUUAGGUGAAGCAGCUGGCCACAGGGCCGCGCAAGCCAUCACCCAUAAUGCCUCGGCAAGAAUGGCAACUGGCCCAAAUACCUUAGGUGAAGCAACUGGCCACGGUGCCUCGGCAGCGGAAGCAACUGGACACAGUGCCAUGCAAACGGCCACUCAUAAUGCCUCAGAAGCGGCCAACCACAAUGCCUCUGCAAGCGUCACGACUGGCCCAAAUAUCUUAGGUGAAGCAAAUGGCCACAAUGCUUCAUCAAGCGUCACGACUGGCCCAAAUACCUUGGGUGAAGUAUCCGACUCCCGUGCCUCAGCAGAAGCAGCAACCCAUAAUACCUCAGCAAGCAUCACGACUGGCCCAAAUACCUUGGGUGAAGUAUCCGACUCCCGUGCCUCAGCAGAAGCAGCAACCCAUAAUAUCUCAGCAAGCGUCACGACUGGCCCAAAUACCUUAGCUGAAGCAACUGGCCACAAUGCUUCAUCAAGCGCCACGACUGGCCCAAGUGCCUCAGGUGAAGCAACUGGCCACAGUGCCUCUGCAGAGGAAGCAACUGGCCACAGUGCCACGCAAGCGGCCACCCAUAAUGCCUCGACAAGUGUGGUAGCUGGCCCAAAUACCUUAGCUGAAGCAACUGGCCACAAUGCUUCAUCAAGCGCCACGACUGGCCCAAGUGCCUCAGGUGAAGUAACUGGCCACAGUGCCUCUGCAGAGGAAGCAACUGGCCACAGUGCCACGCAAGCGGCCACCCAUAAUGCCUCGACAAGUGUGGCAGCUGGCCCAAAUACCUUAGGUGAAGCAAUUUGCCACAGUGCUUCAUCAAGCGCCACGACUGGCCUAAAUACCUUCGGUGAAGCAACCGGCCACUUUGCCUCUGCAGCGGAAGCAACCGGCCACGGUACCUCAAGUGCGGAAUCUGGUUCAAAUGCCUCGGCAGAAGCGACAGGCGCCCUUGCCUCGGCAGAAGCGACAGGCGCCCUUGCCUCGGCAGAAGCGACAGGCGCCCUUGCCUCGGCAGAAGCGACAGGCGCCCUUGCCUCGGCAGAAGCGACAGGCGCCCUUGCCUCGGCAGAAGCGACAGGCGCCCUUGCCUCGGCAGAAGCGACAGGCGCCCUUGCCUCGGCAGAAGCGACAGGCGCCCUUGCCUCGGCAGAAGCGACAGGCGCCCUUGCCUCGGCAGAAGCGACAGGCGCCCUUGCCUCGGCCGACAGGCGCCCUUGCCUCGAAGCGACAGGCGCCCUUGCCUCGGCAGAAGCGACAGGCGCCCUUGCCUCGGCAGAAGCGACAGGCGCCCUUGCCUCGGCAGAAGCGACAGGCGCCCUUGCCUCGGCAGAAGCGACAGGCGCCCUUGCCUCGGCAGAAGCGACAGGCCUUGAACAGGAGGGCCAACUCCUCAAGCAACAUGGAUUUUAG
Messenger RNA from Oncorhynchus tshawytscha (Chinook salmon), 1729 nucleotides. RefSeq names its product GPI-anchored hemophore cfmA-like. The record is from RefSeq and is a predicted model, not a curated record. NCBI's taxonomy places the organism in Eukaryota, Metazoa, Chordata, Actinopteri, Salmoniformes, Salmonidae. The coding region runs from base 389 to 1729 and encodes 446 amino acids. The transcript has 4 exons.